This is a messenger RNA of Eimeria acervulina, 4428 nucleotides long. RefSeq lists its product as hypothetical. Gene Ontology annotation, molecular function: protein binding. Lineage: Eukaryota; Apicomplexa; Conoidasida; Eucoccidiorida; Eimeriidae. The transcript has 8 exons. Bases 1 to 4428 code for a protein of 1475 amino acids. The record is from RefSeq and is a predicted model, not a curated record.
AUGGAUUUAGAUGCAGCUGUAGGAGACGAGGGGGAGGCCUUGCGGGUCUUAACUGAAGCUCUUGAUAUUCACCGUCAACAUCCGCAGCAGCAGCAGCAGCAGCAACAGCAGCAGCAGCAGCAGCAGCAGGAUGAGUCAAGGCAGAGCGAGGGAGAGCCCCGGCAGCUUGAUUACGAGCAGCAAAAGCAAGAACUGCGAGGCGAGCAGCAGCAGCUACAGCACCUGGAAUGGCAGCAGCAAUUGCAGCAGCACCAGCAACAACUGCAGCAACACCAGCAACAACUGCAGCAACACCAGCAGCAACUGCAGCAGCAGCAGCAGGAAUGUGCUGAUGAUGGCCUGGGCUCACUUGGUGAGCUAGAGCGGCGAUUGCGUUCGUUGGGUGUAUUUGCAGGGCAGCAGCUUCGUGCGGUGCAGCAGCAGCAACAGCAGCAACAACAACAGCAACAGCUGCGCCAGCAGAUGCAGCAAGAGGAGCUGCAGCAGAAACUGCAGCAGAAACUGCAGCAGCAGCUGCAGCAGCAGUUGCUGCUGCAGCAGCAGCAGGAAAGAGCUGCUACUGCUGCUGCCUCGACUCCACCUGGGUUUGAGGAGAUGUUCCAUGGAUACACCGCAAUGGGCAGGUCACCCCUGCAGCAGCAGCAGCAGCAGCAGCAGCAGCAGCAACAACAACAACAACAGCAGCUUCAGGGGGAGGCGAGGCUACUGCAGCUCAAGCAAAAGCAAUUACAGCAGCAACUGCUGCUGCUGCAGCAACAGCAGAAACAGCAGCAACAGCAGCAGCGGGUUUCUGCAGAGGGACGGCUCCACGAGCCGCAGCAGAAUUGGCUAAGGGAAGACACUGAUCUGCAGCAGCAGCUGUGCCAGCAUUACCUGCAGCAGCAGCUGCUGCAGCAACAGCAAGUGAGGCAGAAGCAUCAGCAGCAACGCCAGCUGCAGCAGCAACAGCAGCUCUUGGAAGCGCAGCAGCUGUCCCAGCAAACGCAGCAGCAGCAACAGCAGCAGCAGCAGUGCUCCUUCUUGCCGGCACUCCUGGACCUUCAAACUGCUGCUGCCGCCCAGCAGCAGCAGCAGCAGCGGCUGCAGCAAGGCCUUGCAGGUGAGGGUUGUGCGUUAAAUCCCGAUGCAGCUGAGUUCGUGCCCGCGCGUUUGCAGCAGCAGCUGCAGCUGCAACAAUGCCGCAGCGAGGGCGCAGCAACAGCAGUGACGACAGCAGCUGCAGCAACAGCAGCAGCAAGCAGCCCACCACAGCAGCUACUGACAAUUGAAGAUGCAGCUUGGGAAGAGGUGACUGUCCUACAGCCGCUGAGCAGCAGCAGCAGCAGCAGCAGCACCUGCAGCAACAGUGCUGCCCAGUAUGCGGGCUGCGCCUGUGGUUCGCUCUUUCGAUUGCAGCAGCAAGACGACGAACUCUGCAUCUCCAAGCUUGAAACAGUAGCUCCUCUAGAGGCCAGAUGGGUGCCGUUGAAAAUUAGAGGGGGCGCGGCGCCCUCCGUGCGCCGCGCCUUCUUUCUGGCUGCAUGCACAGGAGCAGCAACAACAGCAGCAACAGCAGCAACAGCAACAGCGAAACCAUCUGCAGCAUCGAGCAGCGAGGGCUUCACAGCCACCAGCGGAGACAGCAGCAGCAGCAGCAGCUGCGCAUUAGACACGAAUUGUUCAGGUGUCAGUGAGGCCCCUGGAGCGGAAAUUACAACAGCAGCACCAGCAAAAGAUGCAGCAGAAGGUGCAGCAGAAGAUGCAGCAAAGGAUGCAGCAAGUGCUGCUGCUGCUGAUGGCGGCGGCGUACCCGGUACCGCGGACGCAGCAGGAGCUGCUUCGCAGCUGGAGCAGCAGCAGAAGCAGCAGAAGCAGCACGGUGAGCAACAAGCGGAACGGCCAGCAGCAGAGCAGGAUGCCGAUGGUGCACUCGGCAGCAGCAGUAGUAGUGACAGCAGCAGCAGCAGCAGCAGCAGCAGCAGCAAACCCCAUGGAUGUCUCUUGGCGGUAUUUUCGGGACUUGACGCGAGGGGAGAGUUGAAAGACAAGGAGAUAUUCUUCUUCCAUGUUGGAUCAGGGAUAUGGGAGCGGCAGCAGCUGCAUUGGGGUGUUUCCCCACAGCAGCAGCAGCAGCAGCAGCAGCAGCGGGGAGGGGAGGACGAUUCGGAGGAGCCUGUGCUGCAGCAGCAGCUGGCGAGCCAGAUUUGGGUCGCAAACUCCUCAGGCUCUUUCUUUUGUUUCUGUUCGAUUCCGUCUGCAGACGGCACAGGCAAGGAGAAUCGCUUGCUGCAGAUACACCUGAAAUCCCUCGCUGUAGAAUUGCUGUACACCUCCGCAGCAGCUGGAGUCUCGACUUCGCAGCAGCAGCAGCAGCUCCCACAACAGCAGCAGCAGCAGCAGCAGCAGCAGCAGCAAGAGCCGAGGCUUAGGGAGGACGUCUGUUUGGCAGCAUCUACAGACGGAGAUUUGUUGUAUUUGUUUGGGGUUCGGGAGAAGAGUGAAAAGCAGCAGACAUCGCUAAAAGAAGAAGUUAUAUUAAAUGAUUUGUGGUGUUUUGAUAUCAAAGACAGACGCUGGAAAUGCCUCAAAAGCAGCGCCAGGUGUACAGACACCUCAAUUUGUAAGGGCACUUCACUGUUUUCUUUUCGUGACGUUUUACUUCUUUUCAACGCUCCUCCUGCUGCAGCUGUUUGCUGUAUGUCUCUUGUGGGGCGUCAGUGGGCGUCUGUCUCCCUUCCGAGUUCUCUCUCUGCUGCAGCAGCAACAGGAUCUGCUGCUGCUGCUGUUUGCACUAAUGCGCACAUGUAUAUCCUGUUAGAGCAGCAGCAGCAGCAGCAGCAACAUUCCACAGCAACGGCUGGCGCUGCUGGGGAACCACAACCGGACGAAGCUAACAGCAAUUCGGAAGCGCAGGUUGAGGGCGCAGCAGCAGCAGCAACAGCAGCAACAAAAGCAGCAACAACAGCAGCAGCAGGGGGUCGGAUGCUGCGGCUCUCUCUCGCUUCGCUAGAGGAGUCCGUUGCUAUAUGCGCCACAGCCUCUGCUGCAUCUUUCGCAGGUUCAGCAGCAGCAGCUGGUACUGCUGCUGCAGCAGCUGAAGCAGUUGCUGCCGCUGCUGCUGCUGUUGCGCUUGAAGAGGAGGUUGAAGACCCAGCAUCGGAGACAGCGCAGGAUCAGGAGCAGCAACAGCACCAGCAGCAGCAACAGCAGCAAUUGCUGCUGCAAAUGCUGCAGCAGCAAACACGGCAGCUUGGGCUGCAGCAGCUAUCUGCCAGUGUUGCUGCGACGGAUGCAUCGUUUGGUGGGGAGCUGCAGCAGCUGCAGCUGCAGCAGUUGCAGCAGCAAGUACAGCAGCUGCAGCGGGAGUUGGAGGAACUAAGAAAUGAAAGAGUUUUGCUGCGGCAGCAGCUGCAGCAGCGGGAGGGCAUUUUGUCUGCCUUGUCUAUAAAGGCUACUGCGGUGCUGCAGCAGCUGCGAGAGGAGCGCAGCGCCAGGGAAUUGCAGCAGCAGCAGCACGAGCAGCAGCAGCAGUUGCUGCUGCAGCAACUCCGGGCCAGAGACGCGCUGCUGCAGCAGCAGAAAGAGAAAGUGGAGACAUUCGCUGCUACAGCGCAGCAGGUGCGGCAGUGUUUGCUGCUGCUGCUGCGGCAAAAAGAAGUUCACAGCGCUCACGCAAGCAGCAACGAGGUGGACGGAAGAGCCAGAGCCUGCAGCGAGGAGCAGCAGCAGCAGCAGUUGCAGCAGCAGCAGCAACUGCAACAGCAGCUGCAGCAACAUUUGCAGCUGCAGCAGCAGCAGCAGCGCCAGCAACAACAGCAACCCUUAGACCUUCUGCACCAGCACACGACAGACCUUCAUCAGCAGCAGCAACAGCCUCAACAAAAACUGCAGCAGCAGCAGUUGAAGCAGCAACACCAUUUGUUGCAGCAACAGCAACUGCAGCAACAACAGCUGCAGCAACAACAGCUGCAGCAACAACAGCUGCAGCAACAACAGCUGCAGCAGCAACAGCUGCAGCAACAGCAGUUGCAGCAACAACAGUUGCAGCAACAACAGUUGCAGCAGCAACAGCUACAGCAACAACAGCUGCAGCAACAACAGCUGCAGCAGCAGCAGCUGCAGCAACAGCAGCUGCAGCAGCAGCAGCAGCAAGCAGAUCCUUCAUCCCAGACGCAAGCGAGAUCAAGUGUGUGGGCAGCCUUCCCUCCCGCCGCAGCGGCAGCAGCAGCAGCUGCUGCUGCUGCUGUUUCUAAUGCUGCUGCAGCUGCGCCUUCCUCAAGGCACCGCAGGAGGCCCCUUGGCAACGCAUCGCGGGGGGGUGUGCAGCAGCAGCAGCAGCUGCAACUACAGCAGCAGCAGCUACAACAACAACAACAACAACAACAACAACAACAGCAGCAGCAGCAGCAACUCCAGCAGCACCGGCGACAUCGCAACCAGCUGGCAUAG